Erigeron canadensis is the source of this 1224-nucleotide messenger RNA. RefSeq lists its product as uncharacterized. The transcript has a single exon. NCBI's taxonomy places the organism in Eukaryota, Viridiplantae, Streptophyta, Magnoliopsida, Asterales, Asteraceae. The record is from RefSeq and is a predicted model, not a curated record. Bases 211 to 1161 code for a protein of 316 amino acids.
UUUAUGGUUUUAUCUUCACUCACUUUUAUUCAUUAACCUGCCAGCUUGGAACUCCCUUUUUUAUUAGUAUUUCUUGAAUGAAUAACAUCACAACUGCCAAAAAAAAUCCCAUCUGGAAGCAUAUUCCAUACCUCUAUUAUCACUCAAAAAAUUCCUCUAAACAUUGUAGAAAAAACAUUUAAAAAAAAAAAAAAAACUUUCAUUAAGAAGAUGAUUCAAGACCCAAUUGGAAUUCCAGCUUGUUUCUCUGCUGGAGGCAAACUAGAUGACUUAGCCACAGUUACAAAAUCUGGCCAAAGUGUCUUCAUGUCGGUUUACUUGACCAAUAUAGCAGACCAAUGUCGCUUCAUCACGGUCACCUGGUGCAAGAAUUUGCUCAUUCAUGGUUUAUCGGUUUCUAUUAAUGGGCUAGAAACCGAAUACACGUGUAAAGUCGAGUUGAAGCCAUGGAACUUUUGGAGAAAACAAGGGUCUAAAAGCUUUGUAGUUGAUGGGAAGUCUCUUGACAUUUUUUGGGACCUUAAAAAUGCAAAGUUUCAUGGCGAAACAGAGCCCAUAUCAGAGUAUUAUGUUGCCGUGGUUUCGGGUGAAGAAGUGGUACUUGUUUUAGGUGACAUGAAGAAAAAUGCUUAUAGAAAAACUGGUUGUAGGCCUUCUUUGUUUGAUCCGAUUUUAGUAUCAAGGAAAGAGCAUGUUUUUGGAAAGAAAAAGUUUCAAACACGAGUUAAAAUCCACGAAAAAGGGGGAUUUCAUGAUAUUUGUAUCGAAUGCAAAACCAAAAACAAUGCAAAAAAUAGUCACGCUGACUCUAAUGCACAGGGUCCCAUCAGAACUGAUACUGGAAUUGGCGAUUUGGAAAUGGAAAUAAGAAUUGAUGGUGAUCUAAUGAUACAUGUGAAACAUCUUCAAUGGAAAUUUAGAGGCAAUGAAUUGAUUAAGUUCAAGAAAGGUAAGAUUGAAGUUUAUUGGGAUGUUCAUGAUUGGCUUUUUAAUCCUGGUUUAAGAAAUGCAUUGUUCGUUAUUAAACCAUCGUCUUUAGUUACUUUGUCGGCGCCGGUGUCACCAUCUUCAGCAGGGAAUAUUUGUGGUUCAGUUGAAAAGUUUUACCCAAAUGGUUCCUAUGAGUUUUGCCUCUUUCUAUAUGCUUGGAAGGUUGAGUAAUAUAUAGUUUAAUGUUUUGACCAUAUCAUAUAAUUUUGAUUACUCUUAAGAGCUUUUAGAUUA